AUGGGUCAACAGCAGUCUAAUAUGGGCGGCGGCCCUGGUGGCGAUGGACGUGAUGACAAGGACAAGAAGAAGGACAAGCCUAGAUACGAGCCUCCCCCACCACCUACCACCCGCAUCGGAAAGAAGAAGCGCAAGGCUGCUGGUCCCAGUACUGCCUCUAAGCUCCCCGACAUCUACCCUACAUCGCGAUGCAAGCUACGAUACCUUCGCAUGCAGCGCGUGCAUGACCACCUGCUGCUGGAGGAGGAGUAUGUUGAGAACAUGGAGCGAAUGCGCAAAGCUAAGGCCCAGGCCUCCCAGGAUCCUGCCAGCCGAACAGGCGACCUGGAUGUGAUGGAUCGGAACGCCGACGAGCGGAGUCGAGUCGAUGACAUGCGAGGCAGCCCGAUGGGUGUCGGCAACUUGGAAGAGUUGAUCGAUGAUGACCAUGCUAUUGUGUCCAGCGCCACUGGUCCCGAGUACUACGUCUCCAUCAUGUCUUUCGUUGAUAAAGACCUUCUCGAGCCAGGUGCCAGUAUCCUUUUGCAUCAUAAGUCAGUAUCCGUUGUUGGUGUAUUGACUGAGGAAUCCGACCCCUUGGUCUCUGUGAUGAAGCUAGACAAGGCGCCCACAGAAUCAUAUGCGGACAUUGGUGGUUUGGAGCAGCAAAUCCAGGAAGUACGAGAGUCCGUGGAGCUGCCCUUGCUACACCCUGAGCUGUAUGAGGAGAUGGGCAUCAAGCCUCCCAAGGGUGUCAUCCUUUACGGUGCACCCGGUACUGGAAAGACCCUGCUUGCUAAGGCUGUUGCCAACCAAACCAGUGCUACUUUCCUGCGUAUUGUUGGCAGUGAACUGAUCCAGAAGUACCUGGGUGAUGGUCCCCGCCUGGUUCGCCAGAUUUUCUCAGUCGCAGCUGAUCACGCGCCGUCCAUCGUCUUUAUUGAUGAGAUUGAUGCUAUUGGUACAAAGCGAUAUGAAUCACAAUCUGGUGGUGAGCGAGAAAUCCAGCGAACCAUGCUGGAGCUUCUUAACCAGUUGGAUGGAUUCGACGACCGUGGUGAUGUGAAGGUGAUCAUGGCCACUAACAAGAUUGAGACGUUGGACCCGGCUUUGAUCCGACCUGGUCGUAUCGACCGCAAGAUUCUCUUCGAGAACCCAGACCAAAAUACCAAGAAGAAGAUCUUCACCCUGCACACUUCUAAGAUGUCUCUCGGUGACGAUGUUGACCUGGAGGAAUUCAUCAACCAGAAGGACGAUCUCUCUGGUGCCGACAUUCGCGCCAUUUGUACCGAGGCUGGUCUUAUGGCCCUGAGAGAGCGUCGUAUGCGGGUCCAGAUGGAUGACUUCCGGGCUGCCCGUGAGCGCAUCAUGAAGACUAAACAGGACGGAGGUCCCGUGGAGGGUCUGUACCUGUAA
Messenger RNA from Penicillium soppii, 1395 nucleotides. RefSeq names its product proteasome regulatory particle base subunit RPT2. NCBI's taxonomy places the organism in Eukaryota, Fungi, Ascomycota, Eurotiomycetes, Eurotiales, Aspergillaceae. The transcript is spliced from 4 exons. Gene Ontology annotation, biological process: proteasome-mediated ubiquitin-dependent protein catabolic process. Gene Ontology annotation, cellular component: proteasome regulatory particle, base subcomplex. The coding region runs from base 1 to 1395 and encodes 464 amino acids. The record is from RefSeq and is a predicted model, not a curated record. Gene Ontology annotation, molecular function: proteasome-activating activity; ATP hydrolysis activity; ATP binding.